Colletotrichum higginsianum IMI 349063 is the source of this 1680-nucleotide messenger RNA. Its product is annotated as Major facilitator superfamily transporter. The coding region runs from base 1 to 1680 and encodes 559 amino acids. The record is from RefSeq and is a predicted model, not a curated record. Lineage: Eukaryota; Fungi; Ascomycota; Sordariomycetes; Glomerellales; Glomerellaceae. Gene Ontology annotation, biological process: transmembrane transport. Gene Ontology annotation, molecular function: transmembrane transporter activity. The transcript is spliced from 5 exons.
AUGGCGACGGACAACCACGGGCCGCUCCAGGAUGAGACGGCCGGCCAAAAGCGUGCGCCUGCUGUGGCGGUGUCAGAGUUCGACGACGGAACGAGCGAGCUGGAGAAGAGCGAGUCGCUGGUCGUUGGUACGACGAAGCUCUACGUGGAUGGGCAGCUGAGGUUGAUUCCUAUGCCCACGCCCGACCCCAAGGUCGGCUCUCUCGCCUUAUCAGCCGAGGUCGUCAUUGGCGGUCUCCUCCCCGUCUUCAUCCUUGAGUACUCGGGCGUUGACCCGCACAUCAUCAACACCAUCGACUUCAAGGCCCAGAGUGGCGGCAGCGGCCUCAAAAUCAACCCCAUGUCCGUGGUGCCGCCCGGCGUGAAACCCGCCUCGCUAGACGAGGUCGCCCUCCUCGCCACGAUGCCGCUCCUGGCGAACGGCAUCGCGAGCUACUUCCUCGUGCCGACAUCCAUCUGGAUCGGCCGCCGCCCCGUGCUGCUACUCGCGGCGACGAGCGCCUGGGCCGGCGGGUUGUUUGCCGCGUUCAGCAAAAGCCUGCACCAGCACCUGCUCGCGAGAGCGCUCAUGGGCUUGGGCGCCGGUGCCGUGGAGGCGCUGAUCCCGCUGAUUGUACAGGACAUGGUCUUCAUCCACCAGAGGAACAAGGCCAUGUCGGCCAUCGUGUCCAGCCAAGGCCUCUUCAUCAUCAGUCUCGGCGUCCUGGCGCCCUGGGUUUCUGCCAACUACACAUGGAGAUGGUUGUACUACAUCACCUCCGGCCUGGGCAUCGUGGCAUGGGCCAUCAUCUUUGCUUUCUUGCCCGAGACCCGCUGGACGCGGUCCCAAGACGAGCUCAGUGGCCAGAAGACAUAUCCUCUCAAGCCAGGCAUGAACCGUCCUGAGCUAGACUACGUCAGUUACACCCCACGCACCAUCUGGACCAACAUCGGCUUCUUCCAGAACGGCUUUGAGUUCAAACCGGCGGCCAAGUCCAUGCUCGACGCCCUCCGGUCGACCUAUUUCCCCGCCAUCAUCUGGGCCGUUCUCGUCAAUAGCGCCAUGAUCGUCAUCAACCAGGCUGCCCAGCAGAUCAACCCUUUCGCACUCCUUGCCCAGGGCUGGCAGUUCCAGUGGACAGGCCUCACGGUGCUGCCGUUCUUUGCCGCGACCGCUCUUGUCUACGUCUUUGGGGGUCCCGUUGCCGACAAGAUCUCCAAUGCGGUGACGAGGUGGCAGGGAGGUAGCCGAGAGCCGGAGCACCACCUCGCCAACCUGAUCUUCCCUCUCGUAUCUGGCAUUUUGGGCUGUUUUGUCUUUGGAACUGCCGGGGAGAAGAACAUGCAUUGGGCGGUUCUCCUCGUCGGGUCGUUCCUGAUCGUCUUCGCCUUCUUGACGACGAUGACCGUCCUCAACGUCUUCAUCGUUGAAAGCUAUCCCCAGUGGGCAGGUCCCGUUCUUGUCAACGUUUCUUCGCUGCGCAUCGUCAUUGCCUUCUUCGUUGCCUCCAAGGCCACGGUCUGGAUUGCCAUGUAUGGUCCAUUUGCUAUAUUUGCACUCUACGCCGAGACAAUCAUUGUCUUCUCUCUGGGGUUGCCUAUACUCUACUUUUGGGGCAAGAGGUUACGACAGUGGACGGCUGGGAGUGUCAAGAGCAAACAAAGCGAGCAGAGUGUGCUAUCAGACGGAGCCUCCGUCUGA